Molecule: messenger RNA, 2521 nt
Organism: Antechinus flavipes (yellow-footed antechinus)
Lineage: Eukaryota; Metazoa; Chordata; Mammalia; Dasyuromorphia; Dasyuridae
Exons: 2
Coding region: 62-1081 (339 amino acids)
Source: RefSeq, a predicted model, not a curated record
UUUCUCAGUUUAGUCUUCCCUCCCUAAUGGUACCUUCCUUCCCCCUCCAUCUCUGUGCUUUAUGGUUCCUUCCCUUUGUAUCUCCCCUCUCCAGUUUUUCCAGUGGUCCUUUCCCAGUGGCUCUCUCCCUCUUCUUCCUCAUCAGUGGUUCUUUCCCUUUUUUUCCCCCAUCUUAUACUAUGGUCUCUCCCUUCAUUCUUUCUCUGUCUUUUCUCUAAUCAGUGAUCUGUUCCUUUACAUUGUCUCCUCCCUUUCCCAACAUUGUUUAUCUUUUUCAUUUUCUCUCAUCCUUUUCUCUUUUUGUUUUUUUUCCUUACUAGCACAUCCUCUAAGUUCCCUUUAUUUUCCUGCCACCCACGUAACUUUUCUAAUGAUUAUUUCUCUCUUUUUCUCUUCUUACUAUGUAGUGCUUUUUUUCGUUUUAUCGCUUUUCUAUGCCAAAAAGGCCCUUCUCAUUUUCUCACUCCUUCUUUGCCUUUCUUUAAUAGUAUCUCCAUUCUCGUUUUAUUCCCCAUAUUUCCUCCUUUUGUCUCCCCUUCUUCCUUUCCCAGUGAUCUCUCCCUUCUGGUCCUUCCCUGAAACUACUCUCUUUCUCUGGCUCUGUGUGUUUGUGUGUGUCUGUGUUUUUCCAUGUAUCUCUUUUUGUCUCUCACUCUGUCUCUCUUUCUCCUUAAUCUCCAGCUGCCCUCCCCUUUCCCAAGAUGUCUUUUCUACUGGAUCCUUCUUCUCCUUUCCCCUAGGCUCUACACAACUUCUUGAGUUUGACUCAAAAAUUCUCUAUCACCAAUAUUCUAUUUCCUUUCUGCCUAAUGGUACUGAUCCCUGGUGGGAGAUUUUUCUCCCUCCUAUAUUUAGCAUAUUCUUCCCUUUGUCUCCUCCACCCCAUCCCAUCUUAGUCACUUCUUCCUUCUUCUCACAUCCAAAAUGGCUCCCUCUCUUUUUGCUUUCCUUUCUUUUUCACCCAAAGAUCAUUUUCUCUUCUUCACUUCACCUUCGUCUUCACUACCUCAAUUGUGCUAGUGACACUCUUCUGCCAUGUAUGAUGGUGGCCUUUUUUCCUUCUCUCUCCCCAGAAACCUAGUCAAAAUCCUCUUUCUCCUUUCUCCUCUCUCCCCAGUAGUCUCUUUCUCUUUCUACUGAACCAUGGUCUUUCCCCCACUAUCUCCUUGCAUCACUCAUGAAAUCAUAGAUUUAUAAUUGGCAGAGACAGAACAUAUAUCAAAAAAUAUUUUUGACCUUUCAUUACUCAUAAAAUGAUGAAUUUAGAGAUGAAAAGGACCAGAGACCCAUGAAAUACAAUUACUUUCUUCAGGAAGCAAAUUGAGGCCCAGAAACUCUAAAUUCCUGUCUAUCAGUGUCCGUCUCUCUGUAUCCAUCUGCCUAAACUUCUAACAAGAUCUCUCUACAUCAUCUCCUCUCACUUUCCCUUCACAAUCUUCUUUGCUAAUGACCUCGGGAAUGUCUUUCACCCCUCCCACAAUGCACUUCCUUCAUUCUCCCUCUCCCUUCAAGUUGCAGAUUCUUUGUAUAUUAUUUAGCUUUCUGUCUCCUCUUCUGUAUUUGUCUCUAUCUUUCUCUGUUUCUGUUUCCCUUUCCCCCUUUUUCUCUCACUUCUCUUUUCCUUUCUACCCUUUGGUCUCUCUCUCCCUGCAAUCCAUUGCCAUCCCUUCCCUUUCCCUUUCUUUCUCUCCUCUUUCCACACUACUCUACUCCCUCCAUUUCUCUGACUUCCCUACAAACUUCUUGUCUCUAUUUCACGCUUCCUCCCUCUAACUCAAUGCUACGUUACAUGUGGCUUCUUUCUCCUUCAAUCACAGAUUGAGUUUUGGACAUGUCCUCACAGGCUUCUACGUAUAAGCUCAUCAAUAGAGAGAGAAGGAAGCUGAGACUGGGAGAGUGACAGAGAUCUGCAUAGAGUUAUAGAGGCAGAGUGGAGAGUAGGAUCUGCACUCAAAUCCGCGAGGCUCCAGGGAUGUGGCCUGUGCAUUGGAAAGAGUGCUGGGCCUGGAGUCUGUCGGACCCGAGUUCAAAUUAAAUUUUAGAUAUUUCUUAGCUGAAAGAACCAGGGCUAGUCACAGUCUCAAUGCACUUUUUGCCUUAACUAUAAAAUGGGGAUCUUGUAAGCAGCUGCAUGGAACUGUCCUAGGUAUCAAAUGAGACAAUAUUUGUAAAGCAUAUUUUCUUCCUUUUAGAUCUCUCCCUCUACUUCCCUCUCUUGUCUUUCAAACUGACAGUCAGCAAUUUUGCAGUACCACUUUUCAUCUCUGCUUAUCUCCACUGUAAAUGGCCCUCUCCUUUUCUCUCUUUCCAACACUUUCUCUCCCCCUCUGGCCAUUCCCUGUGUCUCUCCCCCUACUUAAAGGUAUUUUGAUGCUCAAUUUCUCCUCACAUCUCAGUCCCCCAAGAAAAUUUCUUUUUCUUUUCCAUCAUUCUUAGGAUUUUAACCAUGAAAGGGAUCUUAAAGGUCAUCAGAGCAGCCCUCGAAUAUAUUACAGAGGAGGAAGCUGAGCCUGACAAACCU